Polistes canadensis is the source of this 4136-nucleotide messenger RNA. RefSeq lists its product as uncharacterized. The transcript has 17 exons. Bases 1952 to 4093 code for a protein of 713 amino acids. NCBI's taxonomy places the organism in Eukaryota, Metazoa, Arthropoda, Insecta, Hymenoptera, Vespidae. Gene Ontology annotation, cellular component: membrane. The record is from RefSeq and is a predicted model, not a curated record.
GUGAAUGUAAGAAUCGUGAAGAAUUCAAGUUAAAGUUUUAUAAAUAAUUUCUUAUUUUAUUCACGUCCAAAACACUUUAAUUUAAAUAUAUAUUACAAAAUGAAACUUCCAGUAACAAAAUAAAUAUCAAAAGUAUAUAAUUCAACAUAUAUAAGUACGAUAAAUGGAAAGAAUGUAUUGAGGUUAAUCGAAAGCGCGCGUAACGAUCUACGUUCCUGAUUUAACGAUAACUGUUGCGUUAAACUAGUUAAAUGAUCCUUCACUGUGUUCGGAGUCCUGAUUGAAUCACUGAUUACAGUGCAUUCUAAAAAUAGAAUAGCAGUCUUAGAAUGAACUAUCUUUCUGUGUGAAAAAAUCUAUGAGGGCAAGUUCACACAAUACUCACCGGCAGGUGCGAGUGUACCCAAGAGCGCGUAAUCCAAAUGCUAAUGAAUUCAUUACAGAGAAUCAUUACAAAAGAAGAAAAAUAAAUCAGAGGAUUUAACUGUGUGGUAAAGAGAAUUGUAUAAUAGCUAAGAAGUAUCACACGAGGUGGUUUAAGCAUCAAUCCGAAAGCCCUUGCCAUAAAUUUCCCUGGAAAAUCCUGACCCUUCACGCGCAGGAGCAUACCAUGCAAUUAUGUGUAUGUAUGCAUCUGACACCACAUAGAAACAUAAUGUCUCUCGGAUUUUUAAACGAUAUUAAGAAAAAUCUUAUUGUCCUUUCGAAUCCGGAGUCGAUCGUUACGUUAGAAAGAGGUCAUUGAACUCGGAAGAUCGAGCCACCCGUUCUCUGAGCUCGAUGUACGGGUCAAGACGAAAGAGAGAGUAGGAAAAAUGGGUGGUAGGAGUAACGAAGAGGAGGAGAACGAGGAAUAAAAUGAAAAAAAAAAAAAAAGAAACAAAAACCAAAAAAAAGGAAACGAAGUUAUGAAAAGCUAAGCCCGGUCAGUGUGGUGUGGUGGUGGAAGGAGUGCUUGAUAAAGUAAGCAAAAUUAAAUAAUUACAAAAACUAAUUGGUAAAAUAAAAAAGUAAGGAGGAAUCUUCCUCGAUAAGUCUAAACUAUCUAGUUGGAUAGCUAAAUGCCUUUGCUAACUGAUGAUGGAACAUAGCAAAAGUAUAAUCUAGGAAGUUAGAGGAGCGUAACUCGCAUUGACGUUUACCACGCGGAGAAGAGCCGUGUACGAGAGACCAGCCAGGGAGUUAGAGUAACAGAGAGGGAGUGAGAAAGAUAGAGGAAGAGGGGGAAGGCUCGUGUACAAACCGGGACGGGGACGCAACAGUCGCUCGGCGCACUUUGUGCUGGAAUCAUCGACGACGAUGCCACUCUUAGAUAAUAGAUCUGACGUUUCGUGAUUAUUCCUAUAUUAAUUAUUACCAUCAUUCACACUGAUAUCAUUCGUUCAUUCCCUUUCCAUUAUUUUACUAUCAUUUUCAUAACAAUCACGUCUACCUUCAUUAUCGUGUUACCACUUGAAUCGUGAACCAGGAAGGCAAGAGCACCGUUUCCCCCCCAUUCAUCAAACCUUUCGUUCAGCCGGUUGCUGACCGUGUUGAAGAACGCAUAGUAGGUGCAUACGCACGUACGAACGAACGAAGAAUACGAUUGAAUGAAGUAGACGGACAUUUAAUUGUGAAGAGGCGUAGGAAGAGGUACUGAAAGAGGAACAGAAUAUAAACGUGAACUAGGUGGCCAAGUGUUUCGUCGUCAUCAUCGUCGUCAUAAGAUCUGUGUAUUAAAGCAAAAUCAAUCGUCGUUUCAACAUCACGAAAAUAUGCAGAACAUUUCUUUUAAGAAUUCUUCCGUCAAACUGGGUUUACAGCGCAUUUGUAAAUGGCGUUUAUGAGAAAACAAACAAAGUGGACGGAAUCAGAAGAAAUAAGUCUGGCUUAGUGUCGCCGACCCCGAAUCGUCGAAUAUCCGUAAAUAUUUGCUCGCUGGAAAAAAGUUAAGUAAGUCUAACCGUCAGCAAUGGCAACGACAGCGUCAACCGAAGGGAUGGAGUUACCAAAAGAUAUCCCUCAGAAAAGAUUCAUCAACACGAAUCUGAUAUCUUUGAAAUGUCUGUUAUUCCUCUUUUUUGGAGGAUUAGGCAGUCUCUUUCCAUUUCUUCCGCUGCACAUGCAAGAAAUGGGAUUGAGCAUAGAAGAGAUACGACUGAUCUCGAUGAUUUCGCCAAUCGUAGCACUUCUUGGACCACUUGUCGCCGGUCCGAUAGCAGAUAAACUCGCAGGACAUCAAGGAAAAAAUGAAAAAUCAUCGACUGGUCGCUACUUAAGAGUAAUGAUAGCUAUUUGUUGCGUCCUCUCAGCCGUCUUCUACGCAGCCUUGCUGCUCUUGCCGUCCGUUACCAAAACGGAAUCAUCAACAGUCACGGACAAAAUUGAAACACCUAACAAUCCAGGUUUAAAAUUCAGUUGCGACGAAAAUGGUGCGAUAGUACAGCAAGAGAGAUGCAAGGAAGAUAUGGGUUGUCAUCGUUGGUCUGACGAGGACAAGAUAGGUGCAUUGCUUUUAGAGAACUGUAAUUACGCUUGUUAUCCGAUCGCGACGAAACGAUGGCAAUCAUCGGAAUUCGAGGAAGAAUCCACGUCUGAUCGGACUGUUGAGCCAGAAAUCGAUGAAGAAGGUAGUGCUGAUGUUACCGUUACUCCUUUAGAUAUUGGAGGGGAUUACGAUGUUCAGGAUUUAGAAGGGUCCAAAAAAAUCCGUAGAUUUAUAAUACCCGCAAACGAACCACCACACCUUUGUUUCAAAGACGGCGACAACGUGGUUUGCCACGUGUACACAGAGUAUUCCGAAGAUUUAUCAUUAAACAUUAGUUUAAAACAAGCUAUUAAUGCGGAAGAUAGAGAAGCUUGGUGCGCGUAUCCUAUUACGGAAUACUUCGAUUGUCGUAUACCACCUGAACUUGAGACGAGAAUGAUUGAAUACAAUAAAACUUGUGCGAUAGAAUGCGACUUAAAGGAUCCUUACGUUACUCCUGGUAGCAUAUUAGCUGAGAGUCAAUGCUCACAACCGUCCGGGCUCGCUGAGUUAACAUUUUGGACUUAUUUAGUAAUUCGAUCGAUUGCUGAUAUUUUUCCAACAACUGCUGUAGCCUUAGUCGAUGCAGCAAUUGUGAUAGCAACUCGAGAAACUUCUUCAGGUCGCGGAGACGUUGGUCGACAAUUAGCAUUCGGUUCUCUUGGAUUUGCCAUUUUCGGUCCACUCACUGGUUAUCUUAGUAAUCUUUUACAAGGUGCUAAUAGGAUUUAUUAUCUACCAAUCUUAAUUCACGCCGGACUGAUGCUUCUCGUAGCAAUAGUUGCUUUAGCAGCGAAUAGUAUGCCACUUAGUCCACCCGAAUGGUGGUGGCAUACUAGAAGUGGAAUGUUAGCCUUGCCUUUAAGCGCUAUCAAAAGAUAUGGUAGCGAGACUGCUGCUCUUGUCAUUGUCCUUGUUGUAAUGGGUAUCUUCUGGAGUGCUAUGGACAGUUAUUUACCUCUAUAUCUCCAAAGGCUAGGAGGUGAUGGAUUAUCUAUUGGUGUUGCUAUGACUGUUGGAGCAGUCCCUGCAUUUCUAUUUCUUUGGAAGUCAGAACAUCUCGUUGAUUACUGUGGUCAUAGUAAUUUACUCAUCACUGCCUUUACUGUUUAUAUUAUUAGAUUUACUGGACUGAGUUUUGUCGGAGGACCAUGGUGGUCAUUAAUUUCCGAAGGUUUAGAAGUAUUCACAUUAGGUAUCAUGUGGGUUACUGCAAUUCUUUACUUGAGACAUCUCGUCCCUCGUCAUUUAACAGUAACUGCUCAAGCUUUGCCUGUGAUUGCUCACUUUUGCAUUGGUCGAUGCAUCGGUGCUGUAAUUGGAGCUUACAUAAAUAUCGAAAAUGCUAGUGCAGUUGAUUCGUUGAGAUUUGUAUUCCGUUGCAUGGCCGUUGCUGCAGCAAUCGUAGCUGCAUCGUACUUUAUACUUUAUCACGGGUUAUUAAAACCACGAUGCCAUGCUCAAACUGUUCAAGGCCCAAGACAACCGCCCUCAAUUGUAUUAGCAGCCAUGAAUGGAAAUGGUAAUUAUACACCAUUGAGGGUUUAUCAUAAUGGUAUGGGUAGAAAAGGUCAAUUCAGAUAUUAAAUACUGUGUAAAAAAAAAAAAAAUAUAUAUAUAUAUAUAUAUA